This is a messenger RNA of Astyanax mexicanus (Mexican tetra), 2767 nucleotides long. It is a transcript of the gene klhl32, whose product is annotated as kelch-like family member 32. The coding region runs from base 406 to 2262 and encodes 618 amino acids. The record is from RefSeq and is a predicted model, not a curated record. Lineage: Eukaryota; Metazoa; Chordata; Actinopteri; Characiformes; Acestrorhamphidae. The transcript has 12 exons. Gene Ontology annotation, molecular function: protein binding.
AGCGCACAUGACCUGAGGAGGCGGAGACUGGAGGGACGGACAGAUGGAUGGAUAGACAGAUAGAUGGAUGUGUGUGUGUGACCGCGUCUCAAUAACACUACUGGACUCUACAGCCGGACCCAGCUGACCCUCAGCGGACAGGGCUCCAGUCAUGUUCAGCGGCGGCGGGCGGCGGGCGGCGGCGGUACCGGCGGGGAGCAGCGGCAGCAGCAGCGCUGGAGGCGGCGGUCAGUCAGUGAUCAGAUCGAUAGUUGGAAAAUGGCUUCAAUGCUGAAGGUUGUCAAAUGCUCAUUAACCUGCUGUCCAUCUGCCAUCAUUUUUGGGAGUUCUGCACAUGCUCAGUGUGGCCCCUGCAGUGUGUUCUAAUCCCAGUAGACUAAAGCUCCUCUUCUGUCCUUCAGGAGCAUGCCCUCAGAGCCCCCUCCAAGCCCCCAGACCAUGCUGACGGGUCAGAGGCUGUGCCAGUCCAAAUCUCACCAGCAUUCCGUCCUGGCGGCCCUGAACCAGCAGCGGAUGGACGGCCUGCUGUGUGAUGUGACGCUGGUGGCCGGAGAGCAGAAGUUUCACGCCCACAGAGCCGUGCUUGCAGCCUGCAGCGACUACUUCAGGGCCAUGUUCAGUCUGUGUAUGGCUGAGAGUGAGGCUGAUGAGGUUACUCUGCAGGGUGUGUCUGGUGUCGGACUAAAACAUGCACUGGACUUCGCCUACACAGGCCAGAUAGUGUUGGAUCCAGGAGUUAUUCAGGAUGUUUUAUCUGCUGGGAGUCAUCUGCAGCUUCUGGAGCUCCUCACACUCUGCUCACAAUACCUGAUACAGGAGCUGAGCAGUGUGAAUUAUCUGGAGCUGUACCGAUUGGCUGACUUAUUUCACCUGCCCGUGCUGGAGGAGGCUGUGAUUGGUUACCUGGUGCAGCACCUGGCGGAGCUGGAGGAGGCGGAGCUUCUACUGCUGCCACUCUGUCUCCUGCGGGAAGUUCUAAAGAGUGACCAGCUCACAUCCGUCACAGAGGAGGAGAUAUGGCAGUUGCUGGUGCGCUGGUUGGAGCACGGCUGUCGGCUUCAUCACUCAGAGGAGCUCUUGCAGCACGUCCGUUUCGGCCUGAUGGACCUGUCCACCCUGCAGCGCGUGUCCUGCAGCCUGCCCCUGCUGCGCACCUGCCCCACCGCCACCGCCCUGCUGGAGGAGGCGCUAGAUUACCACAGCUGCGUCUUCGCCCAGCCGCUGCACCAGACUUCGCGGACCACCCCCCGCUACCGGUCGCUCACGCUCUACAUCACCGGCGGCCGCAAACGCGAGGUCAGCCGCGUCCGAGAGCUGCGCUUUUUUAACCCUGCCCCUCAGGAAAACCUAAGACAGGUGGGGGGUGGAGCCAACUGGAGUGAACUUGCACCCAUGCCGACAGGGCGGAGCCACCACUGCGCAGCAGUAAUGGGUAACUUUCUGUUCGUGGCAGGCGGUGAGGUGGAACACGCGAGUGGACGCACAUGUGCCGUACGGAGCAUGUGCCGCUACGAUCCGCGGGCCAACUGCUGGACAGAUGUGGCAUCGAUGAAGGCUUGUCGUGAGCACUUCGUGCUAGCCGCCCUGGGGCAGUACCUGUACGCGGUUGGGGGCAGGAAUGAACUGAGGCAGGUUUUGCCCAGUGUGGAGCGCUACUGCCCCCGCAGGAACAAGUGGAGCUACGUCCAGCCGUUUGACCGGUCACUGUCUUGCCAUGCCGGGUGUGUGGCAGAUGAUCUUCUGUGGAUAUCUGGUGGUGUAACAAAUACAGCACAGUACCAGAACAGACUGAUGGUGUUUGACCCAGAGCAGAAUCAGUGGUUGAUGCGGAGCCCCAUGCUGCAGAGGAGGGUGUAUCAUGUGAUGGCGGCGGUGCGGAGGCAGCUGUACGUGCUGGGAGGAAACGACUUGGACUUUAAUAAUGACCGCAUCCUGGUCCGGCACAUAGACUCCUACAAUAUAGACCUGGACCAGUGGACACGCUGCACCUUCAGCUUACUGACCGGCCAAAACGAGGCAGGUGUGGCGGUCCAUGAUGACAGGAUCUACGUGGUUGGUGGAUACUCAAUCUGGACUAAUGAACCUUUGGCCUGCAUUCAGGUUCUGGAUGUGAGUACCAAAGGAAAAGAAGAAGUGUUUUAUGGGCCGACUCUCCCAUUCGCCUCGAAUGGAAUAGCAACAUGCUUUUUACCUGCCCCGUAUUUCGCCUGCCCUAACCUGCAAACGCUACAGAUGCCCCAUCACCGCAUAGGAACACUCUAACACAAACAUGCACACACACACACACACACACACAGAGUAAACAAACAGAAAACAUAAACUUUUUCACAUGGACCAAGACAAUGGACUCCCACAGAAAUGUAUGGACUUUGGGAGUUUGAUGCUGUGGACCACCUGAACGAUGAUCUACAUUCGGACUAAACACACUAUAAUAUUUCAUUAUUCAUACAGUUUAUUUCAAGUUGGAGCUAAAUUCUUGUUGUAACUCAAACGUAUGUUUUUAGCACAUUUGUUUUCUCUCAUCUCAUCCAGCUACAAACUGCAACUGCUGUAAAACUACUAAUGAAGCUAAUGAAGACUGCCAGCUAAGUGCCAGUAAACGCCCAACGGAGGAGAAGUUCCCCCUUAACCCAAGACUGUAGUCGAACAAUUAACUGGAGCGCCUACCAAUUAGCAUGGUGCUAACUGCACGACUAAUUUCAGCACUUUCCUUGUUUUUAAGGGGCUGUACAUCUGUCCCUUGCAAUUAAAGAGACUGUGUCUGUUA